Messenger RNA from Cryptococcus amylolentus CBS 6039, 705 nucleotides. RefSeq lists its product as hypothetical. Gene Ontology annotation, biological process: microtubule-based process; tubulin complex assembly; protein folding. NCBI's taxonomy places the organism in Eukaryota, Fungi, Basidiomycota, Tremellomycetes, Tremellales, Cryptococcaceae. The coding region runs from base 1 to 705 and encodes 234 amino acids. Gene Ontology annotation, molecular function: tubulin binding. The transcript is spliced from 5 exons. The record is from RefSeq and is a predicted model, not a curated record. Gene Ontology annotation, cellular component: prefoldin complex; cytoplasm.
AUGGCCACAACAUCGUCCAAGCAGAUGGAAGUCAACCCCCGGGGCAUCCCCCGAGCUCCUUUCGUCGAUAAUGUCGAAGAAUACGUCGGAGGCAAGGAAGCUGAGGUCCAAUCUACAAUGAAGAAGUUUGAGGACACUACAGCCAAGUAUAGAUAUAUGGAAGUCACCAUUGGCAACCGACGCAAAGCACUCCUGAACAAAGUUCCCGAUAUCGAGCAGACACUCCAAGUAGUGAAAUUUCUCCAGCAACGCCGACAAAAAGCCCUCGGGGAAUCUGUGGAGGAGGAACAGCUCAGUGACGAUGAAGACGACCUCGACGAUGACCUCGACGAGGACAAGGAGAAGACGGCGGAGCCGCUGAAAACGCUCUUUGAAUUGAACGACACUUUAUUUGCAGAGGCAGAGGUCAGCGAGAAUGGGGAGGUCGGUUUGUGGCUGGGUGCCAACACCAUGCUGAUGUACCCUCUGCAAGAGGCUGUCGAGCUCCUCUCAUCCAAGCUGUCAGCAGCUCAAAGAUCUCUGGAGGAGACUGCGGAGGAUCUCGAGUGGCUUCGAGAACAAAUCACCGUUAUGGAAGUCAACUUUGCGCGUGUACAUAAUUGGGACGUAAAGAGGCGAAGAGAAAAGGGUCUCAUCGGUGGCCAAUCCAACAUGCUUCCUUCUGGCAAGACUGAUGGUGGAGACUCGGAUGAAGAAAGAGAUUGA